This is a messenger RNA of Myotis lucifugus (little brown bat), 1408 nucleotides long. RefSeq names its product developmental pluripotency associated 2 (gene DPPA2). Gene Ontology annotation, cellular component: nucleus. NCBI's taxonomy places the organism in Eukaryota, Metazoa, Chordata, Mammalia, Chiroptera, Vespertilionidae. The record is from RefSeq and is a predicted model, not a curated record. Gene Ontology annotation, molecular function: chromatin binding. Gene Ontology annotation, biological process: system development. Bases 1 to 891 code for a protein of 296 amino acids. The transcript is spliced from 8 exons.
AUGGCAAACUCAAGAAGCGAAAAGGAUGAAUUAGAAGAAGAAAAUGUGAUACUCACAUUGGUUCCAAUAAGCGAGGAACAUAAUGAACAUCAAAUGGAACCAAGUGUUUCUUCAACCUCAGACAGCAAACUGACAGCGCCUAGGACAAACGAUAAAGUUAAUCUUCCUCAAAUGAAUGAACAAUUCAAAGAUUGCCCAAAACCAAUCCUUCCCUUGCCGACCAAUUUGCCAUCAUUUAAUAAAGUGCGUCACGACACUUUGCGGAACUGGUGCCAACAAUUGAAUUUGAGUACCGAUGGUAGGAAAAUAGAGGUUUAUCUGAGGCUUAGCGAACACGCUUAUUUUGAAAAAAAGCGAAAUGUUGCUGGAACACCAGAGGAGGCCACAUUGCAGUCAUGUUCGGGGAAACUGACCAAGAGAUCAAGGAGUAAGAAAAGUCAUCAGAUGAGCAAAAGAGAGGAAGAGACUCAUACGGUUGAGAUGACCAUGACCAAUACAGUUGAAGUGAUAACUUCAGCUCGUGAGGCCAUGCUGGCAGCGUGGUCAAGAAUUGCUGCAAGAGGCUCGCUAUCUAAGGCUGCGAAUUCAUACAGCAUUCCUAUUUCUGUUGAGAAUUUUCUGCUGCAAACAUCUGGUGUCAGGUGGUGUGUGGUCCAUGGCAGACAUCUCUUGGCAGACAAAAAGGGUUGGGUUCGCCUGCAGUUCCACGCAGGUCAGACCUGGGUGCCUGACACUCCCACGAAGAUGAUUUCUCUCUUACUUUUACCGGCCUGUACUUUCCCAUCCCCAGACCUAGAGGAUAACAUGUUAUGCCCUGACUGUGUUAAGAGGAAUAAAAGGAUGGUGGAGAAAUUAGUUAAAACGAGGAAGAGAAGAAGUAACCUGGUUUGAACACUCUCAACACAGAAGAAAUGGUGGAGAGCUCACAACUAAAUUAACUUGUGUCCCACUGAUUGCUGUGCUCUGCCCUGGACACCCUCAGCAUUCCUGAUGCCUUGAAUACAGAUGUGAAUGUUAAAUUCUAUAUUGGAGGUUUGCCAAAAAGUGACUGCCAUGCUGCUUCAGGUGUUCAGCUAUGUGGAAUAUGGUUUUGUUGUAAUUAAUAGAUUUUUAAAGCAGCUUUAAGGCUUUUGGAAAAAUUGAGCAGAAGGUAAGAGUUCCUAAAUUCUGUCUUCCAUCCUCCCCAUUUCCCCUACUAUCAACACCCUGCACCAGAAUGGCAAAUUCGUUGAACUUACAUUGACCCAUCAUUAUCACUGAAAGCCCGUAGUUGACAUUAGGGUUCACUCUUUGUGUUUCACACUCUAUGAGUUUUGACAAAUGUAUAGAGAUGUAUCCACUAUUAUAGAAUCAUACAAAAAUAGUUUCACUGCCCUAAACAUUCUGUACUCCUAUUUGACAUUCUCUG